AUGCCUCCCCGCCGGGGAUCUCGCAAGGCGUGUGCCCUUUGCCACGAGCGAAAAAUCAAGUGCGAUGGGGCAGUACCAAGCUGUCGGAACUGUUUACGGGCACAAGCAAUUUGCGAGCCACAUGAGCGGCGCCGGCGUUUCACUGUUCGCACAUCGCAGCUGGAUCCAGGUCAACCUCCAGAGCCUUCAGUCACGCCCUUAGCAACGGCUGAAAGAUUAAGCUGGUUGGAGAAUGAACUCUCGCGAGUUUUGAACGUUGACGUCCGUGAGGUGAGCACUGGCACCGCACUCGACUCUCUUCCACGUUGGCAACAUAUUCUACGCGCUCAACAUCCUCCUCGUAUCCCUUCCGAACCCGUGCCUGCCCAACACGCGGGUAUUCGGCCCUCUGCGUUACAAAGCGAGGGCGAUGAACCACCUGAGGUGGAUCCGAACAUUUCUCUUUUGGCAUUUAAUGCUACCGGUGAAGCUCGGUAUUUGGGUGCAUCAAGUGGAUCAAUUUUCGCCCGAUUUAUUGCAAAUAUUGCUCAAUCCAUUCUACCACCAGGGCCUACGUUUCAUUCACACGUAUAUGACUCUCGGAAUAUUCAUCGACCUGUUGCUCCCUUCGAUUCCGCAAAUUGGAAAUCGUCAGCCACCUUUGCUUUUUUGUUACAAUGCUUUUCAAAAUGGGUCCACAGCUGCUAUCCUUUGUUCCUGUCUCGGGAUAUUUCAACACUUGAGUCCAUGAGCUAUUCAAGCAAACCCCCACCGGAAACCGGCGAUUUAACCAUCAUUUUCUAUCUUGUUAUGUCUAUAGGUGCUGUUCAUGCCGAACAACAGCACCUCUUGGAUCACUUCCAGGCAGAUACAGCUCUUCAGGAUUAUCAAAAUGACGCUUCAACUUAUGGAGUUUCAUCAGAGGCAUUAUACCGGAAAGCUGUUAGUCUGCUCGCUUCCGAACCAUCAAAACUAACUUCUCGUAUCUCUUUGGUGCAGAUUCUCAAUCUGAUUUCAAUCUACGCCUCUCAUCGUCCAUCUGACAAUGAACAGUGGCAUAUUGCGGGAAUGGCUAUGCGCAUAACAAUAGAGCUAGGUCUACAUCGACAUAAUGAUGCCUGGAAAUUUACCCUAGAUGAGCUUGAACUUAGGCGUCGAGUGUUCUGGACGACCUACGUCAUCGAGAUCACACUGGCGUUUAAUUUAGGUCGACCCGCUAGUAUUUCAUUUGAAGAUGCCGAUGCGCCUUUGCCUAGCAACUCAGAGGAAACAGCACUGGCAAUUCACCAUAUGAAGCAUCGGCAGAUUCAAGAGCAAAUGCUCUGUUUCGUUUACCGAAGCAGAUCUCACAAAGCAGCCGCAAUUUCAGAGCGCGAUGCGUCAGUGUCUGAUAUAGAAAUUCUUCAACAAAGGCUGGACGAAUGGCACCAGGAGUUGCAUGAACUGGAUCACCAGGCAGUGUCACCUUACCCCGUGGAGUAUUGGGAUCGACUAUAUUACUCAACAUCUGCCGCACUUUCUCGACCCACCCCUCUUGUCCCUCGACCAGGACCCAAGCUUCGGAAACGGUGUUUUCUAUCAUCAUGCCAGGUGAUUGAGAUACACGAAAAGCUUAUCCGAAAUUUCCGACUCCCCUACUCUUGGAUGUUGCUACAAGGUCUCGUAUUCUCAGCCAUCUCGAUGAUCGUCACAGCUAGGACGAGCUCUGCUGUACUUUCCAGAGAAUUCGGAAUGGACGAGUUUCUGGACAUUUUGACAAGAUGCGUGCGCAAGUUCCACGUUGUUCUGGCCGUAAUGAGGGAGAGAUGGACUGGUCUGGCCAUAAAACAUCUGGAAGAUUUGCUUGACAAGCUAUGCCAAGAUACCUUGAGACAUACAAUCAAGAUACUGGCCAAGCAAUCCUCUGGACAAGAUCCCUCUCUGCAGUCAUCGGCCCAUCUCGGUGUCAUCUCCGAGAAUAUGCCUACCUUCUCCCCGGGAGCAGGCGACGGCGAGAUGUCAGCUACACCUGUUUUAAACGAUGAGGACAUUUCCGGUAAUCUACUGGGCGAGGGAAUGUACCACGAAGCGAACAGUCUACUCCAGCCAGCUACCGACUCGUGGAUCUCGGAACUGGACUCGGGGGAAAAUUGGAGGAUUCUUGAUAAUCUCUUCGACCCGGGCGAACUGAGAACUUUUUUCGAUUUUUUCCCAAUCGAACCGUACACAUUAUAA
Molecule: messenger RNA, 2193 nt
Organism: Penicillium manginii
Lineage: Eukaryota; Fungi; Ascomycota; Eurotiomycetes; Eurotiales; Aspergillaceae
Product: transcription factor domain-containing protein
Exons: 3
Coding region: 1-2193 (730 amino acids)
Biological process (GO): positive regulation of transcription by RNA polymerase II; DNA-templated transcription
Molecular function (GO): DNA-binding transcription factor activity, RNA polymerase II-specific; sequence-specific DNA binding; zinc ion binding
Source: RefSeq, a predicted model, not a curated record